UUUCUUUGAUUCUUCAAACUAUUUUCUUUUUGCUGCUGCAAGAGUAAUCCAAGUAUUGGCUAGUCGACGAACGAACAAACAAUGAUGGACGUGGAGAGCUAUUCGGUGGUCCUGCAAGGCCUCAAAUCCCCGGAAAACAAGAGAGAUCCUCGAAAACUGAGGUUGGCCGCUGUGGCAGCUGCCAUGUCCGAAGUGGUGGGAGCAGGCAGCCAAAACCAAGUUUCAGCGGCCAAGGUCUAUGCCGCCACUGUUUCGGCUCUCGAAGGAACUCUGAAAGAAAAUGCUUCCACACCUGAAGCAAUCAUGGACUCAAUAUCCACUCAAGUGGCUCUGCUGGAAGUAUUGAGAGUCACUGUCCCUCAUGUCUCCAAUCCGGCCAUCUUGGAUGCUUCUUUACCCUUAUCGUCGCGGUUGCUGUUGGCCAUGGUCCAGUCGGUCAAUGGCAUGGAAGAUAAUAGCAACAACCUACUGCUCUCCACCAAGGAUGAUUUGGGAGCAAUCACGGGGAUUCUGAAAGGAGUUUGUAAGGCAACCACGGAAAUUAUCAAGCAUGUUACCCGAAAAUGCGACGCCAAAUUGCUCAAACAACUCUAUUUUGGAACACUGAUCCCAGCUGCGAUCGACACAAAUCAGUCCAGAUCCAAGUUGCGCGCUGUCGCUCAAACGGGGAUAUUGGAAAUCUUGGUUAUUCCACAACAACAAUGCCAUCCCACCAUCAAAAAGUCCACUACAACCCUUUUUCACAACAGACUUCGGCAGGUCCAGGCUUCUGUCAAACAAGGGGCUGCAGAUCCUCCCCCAGAGUUGCUUCCUCUCGUCACGUUUCUGGAAAAAUGUAUUCUUUUUCUCGACGUGGCAACACUGGGAACCGAUCUGAUGGAACUGUUGGUGGCAUGCUUGAAUCAAGCUGCCGGUGCCAGUAGCAGCAGUAUUUCGGAUUUUGUGGCCAUGAACAACCACAACAAGGCACUCUCAGCACCACGCCUAGUCGCCAUCAACGGCUUACUUUCGGUAGUCAUGGCCCUGGUUGGGGCAAACGACAAUGAACAUCUCCAGCAGAACACAGCCACAGCAAAAACACUCUAUCCUAGAGUACUGGCGACACUGCUUCAAAGUAAGCCUACUGUCGUCUUUCAUGAAAGUGCGGCCGAUAUGGAACUUAUUCGUCAAGGGAGAACGCUCUACAGUGAUGUGUUGCUUGCGUCGCUCAAAGGAGUCAUUGAAACAGACGCGGAAAUGGCAUGCAAAUUGUUCCCGGUCGUGGUGCAACUUCUUGUACAGCUUGGUCGGACGACCAGUGACGACGAUGUCGACGAAGUUGCUGCAAAUGCCAUCUUGACAGAGUUGGGAGCAUUGUUCCGGUCUCAUUUCUCCAAAUGCAUACUGUUGUCGCCGUCCUGUUCCAGGCAAAGCAUUGACAAGUGCGUUGAAGGUUCGUUGGCGGCAUUGAAGACCGUGGUACAACCAGCUUUCAAGCCAGUUUGGGCAACGGCUCUUCGGACCCUAGUGAUCCUGCUUUCCAUGGUAGAGGAACAUGAGCAGGUGCCGGAGAUUGUGAGAACUAUCUUGAAGCUAAGACAACAAGUUGCAGACGGUGAUUUAGCGUCAUGUCGUGCUAUUGAUGAAUCAGUUGGAUCGCUGGUUCAGAGCGUGGGAAUCGAGACCUUCUGGGGCUGGGUGGAUUGGACGGGACGAAGUGGAUCCACCGUCAAUCAAGCAUACACUUGGCUUGUACCCGUCAUGAAGACUGCCUCAAGUGCUGCGCAGGAAAAGAGACCUCGGCUAGAAUUCUUCCGAACUCAUGUCCUCGAUCUUGCACGUCGCUGUGCUACCUUGGGUGCCAGUAGCAACAGUACGAGCAGCCGAAGCAAUUACGAUGCGUGGGUAGUCAGCCUUUGGUCGUUGUUUUCCUGCUUUUGCCACCAUCCUUCCGACCUGUCAGAUUACCUGGAAACGCUCCUACCCACACUUGUAAAAGCCAUGGAAGAUGAACGGUAUCCUCAGCUAUUGGGUUUGAUCUGCUUUGGGUUGGAAACGCUUUCCAAGGAUGCGAGAGAGAGAAUGAAAAUGGAUGAUGGCACUCUAUCGGAAGAGAACCAACUGGAAGCAGAAGUCUUAUCGAAGGCUUCUGUGGCGUUACUUCCUGUACUUUUCAAGAAUGUUGAGAGACUUCACUCUUCCUCUGACUCGCAACCUGCGGACGACAUGGAAGAAGACACUACGGUGCCUAGAACAGUUGAUGUCGACGCAAAUCUCGUGCAACGAAUCACCGAGGCGAUUGCCUCUCUGGCAAGCCUCGCACCCAAACCCUUCUUGCAGAAACUCUUCAAGAAGGUGUUGAGUCGGUUGUUGGCGGAGACUCAAGCAGAUGACGUUGAAAAGAUGAAAGUGUACUCGCUGCUGUGUCUUUCGCAAGCUCUGGUGGCUUCUGGUGCCCUACAAGAGUCCAGUGUAUCGUUGCUGUACCGUACCCUGAAGCCAAUGAUUAGAGACGACAAACUCGAUUCCAAAGUGCAAAAGAUGGCUUACCGUGUCCUGCUGGAAAUCUGUCAGUGUUACCACUCAUACGUGGCGGAGAAGGAAACUAUGGCAGACCUAAUCGACCUAUUGACUGGGACGGCCGUAUCAGCAAAUAUUCCAGCACGAUCGAUUCGACUGAAGUGCAUUGGCGCUCUGGUUGACGGAUUUGGUCCAGGGGGUCUAUCGGAGAAAUCCUUGGUGGGAAAGAUCACCGGAGAGGUGUUGCUGUGUCUGAAAGACUCCAAGGGUAAGACCAGAACUGCAGCGCAUCAAGCUUUGCUGUCAUUGGCCAAAGCACUAGGAGACGCCGUAGAAUUCCUUCAAGUUGUGACUUCGGCACUUGCUUCUGAAACGAGCCAUAUGAGGUCAGCUGCUGUUGAUGCGUGUAGUAGAUUGGUAUUUGAGUAUGCCAGAGAAGAUGUCAAGCUGCAGCAGUCGCUGCCCUCUUUGCUGCAGACUGUUUUGAUAUUGUUUGACGAGCAGUCCAGGGAGGUCAUCAAAUCUUCUGUGGGUUUCGUACGAGUUUGUGUUGUGGCAAUGGAACCUGAUCAACUGCAGCCAAUGCUACCUGCGGUUGUGGGUUCGCUUCUCAAGUAUCACAAGGGCAAAGACCGAUUCCGCAAGAAAAUCAAGAUCAUUUUGAAGAAGCUUGUCCGCUUGUACGGCUACGAUACAUUGAUGCCUCUUGUUCCGGAGAGUGACAACAGGCUUCUGGUGCAUAUGCGCAAGCUUGACGAGCGCGCAAAGAGACGAAAGGCUGAAGGCCGCUCGGAAGCAGCUGUAGAAACUGGCGAUUUCGACGAUCUAGUUGACGAAGAUGAGGUUGAUUCAGAUGAUGGCAGAACCUUGUUCACCGGGGCCACCGGCUUAACGCGCAAGACAAGAAAGACGCAACUCAGCCGGAAGACUGUCCAGAGUACAAAAACCAGCAAUUCACGAGCGCAAAGUAAAGCCUCCAAUCGUAGCUCUACCAGACUCUCGAGUGAGCAGGAUGGUGAAAUCGUCAACAUUCUGGGGUUGAAAGAGAAAGAAUUGGCUGGUAAUCACAACAGUGACGAAGAUUCUGACGACGACGAUGAUGAUAUGGAAUUUGAUGACACGGGAAGACUUGUGGUCUUCGACGAUGAUGAGAGGGAAUCAAAUCUCGACAAUGAUGGAUUGACCGAAGGAAGUAUCAUUGCCAAGAGGCGCCGAUUGGGUAGCAAUGCAGACGGCAAGAGCGCGUCAGCAAGAUCCACAAAGCAAAAGCGUGGGAAGACCGUGCAGCAGUUGGGUGCUUCCUACAAGAGUUCAAAGGCGGGAGGAGAUGUCAUGAAGAAGGGCCAAAAGUACGAGCCGUACGCCUAUGUUCCUUUGGAUGGAAGGAGCUACUCCAAGAAGAAUCGUCGUCGUGCUGUCGAGCAGAUGGCCACAGUUGUUCCUCAUGGUGGAAAGCGGAAAAGGAAAUGAGAUGCCUCACGAACCAGUUCUAGCUAGCUAGGGUAGAACGAUCGGUAUUCUCUUAUUAGCCAUUCAUCAUAGAAAUAUGUCUAAUCGUAGCAAGUUUUUGUUUGCCUCGUCAGUAACUUCAGCAGUACAAUAGAUUCUUUUGAACACACGCUG
This is a messenger RNA of Seminavis robusta, 4122 nucleotides long. The record is from the annotation of a GenBank genome assembly. NCBI's taxonomy places the organism in Eukaryota, Bacillariophyta, Bacillariophyceae, Naviculales, Naviculaceae.